Molecule: messenger RNA, 3213 nt
Organism: Emericellopsis cladophorae
Lineage: Eukaryota; Fungi; Ascomycota; Sordariomycetes; Hypocreales; Bionectriaceae
Product: Mitochondrial division protein-like protein
Exons: 6
Coding region: 1-3213 (1070 amino acids)
Biological process (GO): negative regulation of transcription by RNA polymerase II
Cellular component (GO): transcription repressor complex; nucleus
Molecular function (GO): protein binding
Source: RefSeq, a predicted model, not a curated record
AUGGCUGACCCUGAAGGCUAUGGUUUUCCUGAUGAUGCUGGCGACGACGAGCGAUCCAUCAUCUCGAGCCGGGGACUGGAAGCUUUUGGGCGCAAGGUCACGACUACGGCAAACCAUCUAAUAGGCCCGAACGCUGAAGAUGUCAGCGGCCACUACAAGACAGCCAUGGCUGAGGUCAAUAAGCAAAUGCGCAGGCCUAACAUCCAGCGCAGCAUGUUUUCCAUGGCAAAAACGACGCCUACAGACAUGGUUCGCUCAAAGCUGUCGACCUCGGAGAUUCAGCAUCGCGCAUUGACCCAUCUAUCCGACGAGCUCUUAUCGAAUAUACCGGAACAUGAAAACUCGUAUUCUCUCUUCCAAGGCUUUCAAGCCAGUUUCCCGGAGCUUACAGAUGAUGGGAAGAAGCACCGCAGACGCGUUUCCAGAGGUCGAAAAUUGAUCGACGACGGCAAGGCUUCGCCAAGCGACCCGAAGCGACUCGGGCAUCUCAAGAGGGAGAGGGCAUCUAUGAUACACGAACUCAAUCUCUUGGGGGUGCGAAAGAGUAUGUCCAGCGCAGAAAUCCGCGAAAUCGAUAACAAGAUUGCGAAUCUACACGGGAUGCGGCGGAUUAUUCUGGAACGGCUGGCUGGGUUUGAGCAGGACGAAGCUGUCCUAGAGCAUGACCUGAUUGACGUUGAGGGCCGUGUGGAAGAGGCUCAACUUCUGGUCGACGAAGCCGAAGAGAUUGCAAAGAACACCGCCACCAAGGAAGAGGAGGACCUGGCUGGCGAUGGCGAGAUACACGAGUUCAUGUCACAGUCCGUGUACGAGAAGAUACCCGAAUCGGCGCAAACAACUCCCUCGAGAAAAUCGAAAAAAGUACACCGCAAGAAAUCAAUGCCCAUUCUGCAUGAACACUUUGAACCUGGGUCCAGCAUUCGGGAGAUCAGGGCGCACAAGGAAACCAUUACUGCAUUGGAUUUUGAUGCGCCAUUCGGGACGUUGGUCACGGCAGCUCUAGAUGAUACCGUGCGCGUUUGGGAUCUCAACGCUGGCCGUUGCAUGGGGCACCUGGAGGGACACACAGCGUCUGUCAGGACACUCCAGGUCGAGGAUAACAUACUAGCAACCGGAUCCAUGGACGCAACCAUCAAGCUCUGGGACCUCAGCAAAACUCGAUAUGAUCCACACGGAGCGCAGUACGGCAAGGGCGAGGAUGAUGAGGAUGCUAUAGCCUGGGAAACGGCUGACGAUCACCUUGAGCCUCCAGAGGGCAGCAUGGAUGAGUGUGAGCUUUACACACUGGAGGCCCACGUGGACGAGAUUACGGCUUUGCAUUUCCGAGGCGAUGUGCUGGUCUCUGGCUCAGCAGACAAGACCAUUCGUCAUUGGGAUCUCGAAAAAGGACGCGCCGUGCAGACUCUGGACGUGAUGUGGGCGGCCGCGCAAGCAUCAGCUACGAUUGGCAGCGGUGACAACGGCUGGAGGCCAACGGGCCGAGCUUCUGGGAGGGAUGCAGACUUUGUCGGUGCGUUGCAAGUUUUCGAAUCUGCCUUGGCGUGCGGUACUGCCGAUGGCAUGGUUCGCUUGUGGGAUCUCCGCAGUGGACAGGUGCACAGGAGUCUUGUCGGCCACACCGGCGCUGUGACUUGCUUGCAAUUCGAUGAUGUGCAUCUCAUCACGGGCAGCGUGGACAGAAGCAUCAGGAUUUGGGACCUCCGCACAGGCUCGAUAUACGAUGCCUACGCUUACGACAACCCCAUCACCGACAUGGAGUUUGACGCCCGCCGCAUCGUCAGUGCGGCAGGCGAAGACGUUGUCAAAGUGUACGAUAAGGUUGAAGGGAGACAGUGGGACUGCGGCGCCGGCGUGACUGCAGCGGAUGAGGUCAAUAUGCAGGACCCUAAGCUAGCGCAUCUUGAACGCUACGUCGAUGCAGCCUCAGCUGUGAGGAAUGAAGCCUCACCAUCAGGCACGAUAACUCUCCUCCGAGAUGAGAUUGCAAAACCUACACAACCGUACGAGCAGCUGCUAUCGAGACAAGCAGAGAUCCUGCAAGAAUGGCAUGAGAAAGGAGCGCGAGGGAUCAACACAAAGCUCCUCCACAAGCGACUCGAUGAUGUAGCCUCAAUCGCCAUGUCCAAGUUUUACUCCUACCGCUUUUUUCAUCUGUUGCAAGUGGACACACGGCAAGAGGGGAGCGAUGUGUGGGACGUCGUCGUCGAGAAGCUGGACAGAGCUCUCAUUACGACCGGCGGCCAGAGCAAUUGCAUACCACGCAGCUGGUUUGACGGGACAAUGGAGAGCCUAUCGAGUUUACUGUCAAAGCCUUCCGAAGAGCCGCAGCUCAAGCGUCGCAAAAUUCAAGCGUCGCAAUUCUCAAAAGAGGAACCCCACGGGCGCCCGGUGCUGAUAGCAGAGCGCACUAUUUCCCGGCACGCAGACUGGACUCUUGAGGAUUUCGAAGACUUCAUAAACUCUACCAAAGAACCACCAAAUCCGAUCAUAUUUAGCGAUCUGAUCGACUCUUGGCCUGCUUUGACAGACCGCCCCUGGGCAAGUGUCGACCAUCUCCUCGAUGCCGCCUUGGGCGGCAGACGACUCGUACCGAUUGAAGUCGGCAGGUCUUAUGUGGAUGAAGGCUGGGGACAAGAGCUCAUUAACUUCAAAACAUUCCUCUCCAAGUAUAUCCUCACGUCAAAGGGACAGGUAGGGUACCUCGCCCAGCAUGAUCUCUUCACACAAAUUCCUUCCUUGAGGAAUGACGUCCAGAUCCCGGACUUUUGCUGGGCAGAUGUUCCGGGACAUCCUACCGAUGCGUCGAAGAACCAGGAGAAACUCGACAUACCGUCAAUGAAUGCAUGGUUCGGACCGGCCAAGACGAUCACGCCUCUGCAUACCGACGGUUAUCACAACUUGCUCUGUCAGGUUGUGGGGACCAAGUAUGUCAGGCUGUAUCCGCCUUCCUCUACAGAAAAGAUGAGGCCGAGAAAAGCAGAGGAGGGCGUCGACAUGAGCAACACGAGUGAGGUGGAUGUUGGGAUACUGGAAGGCUGGGACCCAUACGAUGGCAGCCCAGAUGAGCUGGGGUUGCUGAAAGAGGAACUCUCCGGUGUUGACUAUUGGGAAGGGAUACUGGGCCCGGGGGAUACUCUGCUCAUACCGAUGGGCUGGUGGCACUAUGUAAGGAGUCUGAGCAUCAGCUUCAGCGUGAGUUUCUGGUGGAAUUGA